CAACCCUUCCGGACAGAGAGCGAGAGAGCGCCGCAGGUUCACAUCCCCUCUAGAGAGAAGCGCUCAGCUAUCGCCCAGCGCUCCGCGAGCCACGGUCUCAUCCCGUUCUGUCCCGUGUGCCUGGAGCUUUAACUCCGUGGUGUUGUUCACACCUCUCUCCGCCAGCCCACGCGAAUAACGGGUGACCCUUCCUGCUCUCCGUGGCGAUGUUGACUGACAGAUGAUUUGACAGAGGAAGACAGCAGCGAAAGUCUCUGUGGUUAUUAUGGGCUGUGCCCACUGUAAGCAGAAGAAUGCUGCAGCCAAGGCAGCCGAGGUAUCUGACCCGUCUCCUAGCAACAGCCCUGAUGGGGGUGUGUCUACAGUGUUGGCCACGCCCCAUUAUCACCCUGACCCCACCCACCAGACUAUACCUGACUUCAACAGGCCAUUUGGCUCUGCCUGUUUCCCCAACACCAACACACAACCCCGGGCAGGGGCCAUCACAGGCGGAGGUGUGACUCUCUUCAUAGCGUUGUAUGACUAUGAUGCUCGUACUGAAGAUGAUCUGUCCUUCCAGAAGGGAGAGAAGUUCCACGUCAUCAACAACACAGAGGGGGACUGGUGGGAGGCCCGGUCGUUGGACACGGGGAACUCAGGAUACGUCCCUAGUAACUACGUCGCUCCUGUUGACUCUAUACAGGCUGAGGAGUGGUAUUUUGGGAAGAUGGGGAGGAAGGAUGCGGAGAGACAGCUCCUGGGUCAGGGGAACCCCCGAGGAACAUUCCUUAUCAGAGAGAGUGAGACCACCAAGGGUGCCUACUCUCUGUCUGUCUGUGACUGGGAUGAUGGUAAAGGUGACCACGUCAAGCAUUAUAAGAUCAGGAAGCUGGACAGUGGAGGAUAUUACAUCACAACACGCACACAGUUUGACUCUGUGCAACAACUGGUGGAGCACUACAAAGAGCGAGCUGCAGGUCUGUGCUGUAGGUUGAUUGGCAGCUGUAGGCGGGGCAUGCCUAAGCUUGCGGACCUAUCGGUAAAGACAAAGGACGUGUGGGAGAUUCCCAGAGAGUCUCUCCAGCUCAUUAAGAAGCUGGGCAACGGGCAGUUUGGAGAAGUCUGGAUGGGUAUGUGGAACGGCACCACCAAGGUAGCAGUGAAGACGUUGAAGCCAGGCACCAUGUCUCCAGAGGCCUUCCUAGAAGAGGCUCAGAUCAUGAAGAGACUAAGACAUGACAAACUGGUGCAGCUGUACGCUGUGGUGUCUGAGGAACCCAUCUACAUCAUCACAGAGUUCAUGAGCCAAGGAAGCCUACUGGACUUUCUAAAGGACGGGGAAGGAGGAAAUCUGAAGUUGCCUCAACUGGUGGAUAUGGCAGCACAGAUAGCGGCGGGCAUGGCGUAUAUAGAGCGAAUGAACUACAUCCAUCGUGAUCUGCGAGCGGCUAACAUUCUGGUCAGUGAAAAUCUGGUGUGCAAGAUCGCUGACUUUGGUCUGGCCAGACUCAUAGAGGACAACGAGUACACUGCCAGACAAGGUGCCAAGUUCCCCAUCAAGUGGACAGCUCCUGAAGCAGCUCUAUACGGGCGCUUCACCAUCAAGUCUGACGUGUGGAGCUUUGGUAUCCUGCUGACUGAGCUCAUCACAAAGGGACGCGUACCUUACCCAGGUAUGAAUAACCGUGAGGUCCUGGAGCAGGUGGAGAGGGGCUACAGGAUGCCCUGUGCGCUGGGUUGUCCUGCCUCCCUCCAUGAGCUGAUGGUGCAGUGCUGGAGGAGAGAGGCGGACGAGAGACACACCUUUGAAUACCUGCAGGGCUUCCUGGAAGACUACUUCACUGCUACGGAACCCCAGUACCAGCCUGGGGAGAACCUGUGACCACACACACACACAUGCACACUCACACCCACACACACACACAUGCACACACACACACACACACACACACGC
Molecule: messenger RNA, 1933 nt
Organism: Coregonus clupeaformis (lake whitefish)
Lineage: Eukaryota; Metazoa; Chordata; Actinopteri; Salmoniformes; Salmonidae
Product: proto-oncogene tyrosine-protein kinase Yrk-like
Exons: 13
Coding region: 266-1861 (531 amino acids)
Biological process (GO): innate immune response; cell differentiation; cell surface receptor protein tyrosine kinase signaling pathway
Cellular component (GO): extrinsic component of cytoplasmic side of plasma membrane
Molecular function (GO): non-membrane spanning protein tyrosine kinase activity; signaling receptor binding; ATP binding
Source: RefSeq, a predicted model, not a curated record